This is a messenger RNA of Penaeus monodon (black tiger shrimp), 757 nucleotides long. RefSeq lists its product as uncharacterized. The transcript has 2 exons. The record is from RefSeq and is a predicted model, not a curated record. Lineage: Eukaryota; Metazoa; Arthropoda; Malacostraca; Decapoda; Penaeidae. The coding region runs from base 322 to 750 and encodes 142 amino acids.
GUCGAGUGGCCUGAGGGAGGACUCGACCCAAAAACUGCUUUUUUCGGACUGAGGGGGUUCGCAGGUGCCCCGAAAAGUACAUUCUGUAACGGAAUCCUGGUUUUGAAGACAUUGGGAAGUUGAGGAGGAGUGUGAGGCUUGAAUCGAAUACCGAGAGACAUGGCCGGUCGUUCUUCUCAACUAAUCUGAAAUGCUCCCAGUGUCAGCACGAACGCCGCGACAGACGUGCUUUGGCCUGUUUCGUUCGCUCUUAGCUGGUAUAAUUUUAGAUCUUUCGUUUCGUCCAUUUCUUGCAUCCUGGGAGUUUAUGUGACCUCUGCCAUGUUUUUGCUGUUUACGAGGCCAGUCAUGUUCGCCGUGGCCAGGGACUGUCGCCAAGGGAACGUACCUCCGGGCGUUCUCGUCGGGUCGGAGUUCUCGGCCAGGGAGUUCAGGGCCAAGAACUUCACCGGGCGCGACCUCAGGGGCACGGAGAUCACCGCCAGGGAGUUCAGCGCCAGGGACUCCGCCGGGAGGGAGUUCCGAGACGAGAACCUGAGCGCCAGGGAGUUCGCCGCCGAGGUCUUCACGGCCAAGGAGAUUUCGGCCAGGGAGUUCUCCGCCAGGGAGUUCUCGGCCGGGGAGGUGGACGCCAGGGAGUUCACGGCGAGGAGAGUCGUGGCGACCACCGACGCCAUCGACGCGCCGCCCGCCAGGCAGCUCUCGAAGUCGUCGCUCAAGAAACGCAAGUCGAAGAACUCGCUCAGGUAGAUUCAGG